Molecule: messenger RNA, 1380 nt
Organism: Fusarium oxysporum Fo47
Lineage: Eukaryota; Fungi; Ascomycota; Sordariomycetes; Hypocreales; Nectriaceae
Exons: 3
Coding region: 1-1380 (459 amino acids)
Source: RefSeq, a predicted model, not a curated record
AUGUCUUAUACUGAAACAGAGCAGCUUGAGCUAUCUCAGCAGCUUGUGCUGGAAUGUGACCUGCUGGACCACAGAUUUGCAGCCCUGAAAAAGUCACUUGUCAAGCCUGAGAACAAACAGAAGGUGAUAGAGUCAUAUGAGCGUCUGGUCAAGAUUCUGCGCAAGGAAGUCGAUCAUAUACACAAGCAUGGAGCUGCUCUGGUUCCAGAAAUUGACUUCGCCGACGUCCAAAAGAACGGUGGCAAUCUUCCUGAUGACUUCACCAAACUGGUGCAUGAGCGAGGCUGUCUGAUUCUUCGAAACGUCGUCAGUGAAGAGCAAGCGGUUAGUUGGGAGACGUCUCUGAAGGACUACACCCAGCGUCAUCCAGGCGUAGGCGGUCACCCCCACCACAGACCAGCAGCUUGGAACGUGUUCUGGACCAAAGCACAGAUGGAAAUGCGAACCCAUCCAAGAGUCUUGGAAGCCAUGAGAUGCGUCUCCAGGUUAUGGCACGUAUCUGAUCCAACAAUCCCUAUUGAUCUCGACAGUCAGGUAAUCUACCCUGAUCGAAUUCGGAUCCGCUAUCCCAGCAAUGAUCCCGGGCAGUUUCCCUUGGAUCCUCACAUGGAUAGCGGCGCAAUCGAAAGAUGGGAAGAUGAAGAGAAUCGAAAGAACUACGAAGCCAUUUUUGAAGGAAACUGGCAGGAUUGGGAUGCGUGGUCUGCAGAUCACCGUGUGAAAGCCCAGAGCGAUCUUUAUCGUACGGGAACAGCUUGCUCAGUAUGGAGAAGCCUCCAAGGAUGGCUGUCCCUUUCGAACACACAGACUGGUGAGGGAACACUGCGAGUACUGCCCAGUCUGAAGCUGUCUAUGGCAUAUAUUAUGCUACGGCCUCUGUUCCAUACUGGAGAGUACAACGAUUCUCUGCCCACCUUCCCGGGUGCCACUCCAGGUCAAACCCAGUUCUUCCCAACUGUUGAGGGCCAUCCGGAUCUCGACAUCAAGCGAGCAAUCGUCGGUAUUCCUCCAGUUAGACCCGGUGAUUAUGUGUUCUGGCACUGUGAUCUGGUCCAUGGCGUGGAUCCCACGAACCCAGGGCUUGUCGACUCAAGCGUGUCAUACAACGCGUGUAAUCCGUUGACACCCUACAACAUUGAAUCCCUCCUGACAACUCGGGAGGCUUUUCAGAAAGGAGAUGUUCCGAUCGACUUCACGCGAUCCCAUGGUACCUGGGAAAGGGAAUACGACCAUGAAGAUUGCGGAGCCAAGGUUGAGAACAUUCUUACCAAAGUGGGCCUUCAGGCAAUGGGUCUUGAAAGACUUGAUACGGAAGAAGAGGGUUUGACACAGGGCCAGAAGGAGGUGCGCGAGAUGGCUAAUAGGAAGCUGGGACUAUGA